This is a messenger RNA of Hyposmocoma kahamanoa, 1246 nucleotides long. It is a transcript of the gene Cypl, whose product is annotated as peptidyl-prolyl cis-trans isomerase-like 1. Gene Ontology annotation, biological process: protein folding; protein peptidyl-prolyl isomerization. The transcript has 2 exons. Gene Ontology annotation, molecular function: peptidyl-prolyl cis-trans isomerase activity. Gene Ontology annotation, cellular component: catalytic step 2 spliceosome. Bases 295 to 810 code for a protein of 171 amino acids. Lineage: Eukaryota; Metazoa; Arthropoda; Insecta; Lepidoptera; Cosmopterigidae. The record is from RefSeq and is a predicted model, not a curated record.
GUAAGAGGACUUUGAUAUUGAUAUAAGGUGACUUGUUACACAACGAGAGUAAACGAUAUUGAUUGCUUGAUAUAAGUCACAAACCACAUCUAAUUAAAAGAUCAUUGGUAAAUUGUGCUUUCUAUCGGCGGAUAAAACAUUGGCUGCGAUUUUUUAAGCACGAACUCCAAAAAUUUACAAAAUUGGCAUAAAGGUCUGCAACCAGGCUGUAAACUUUAAAAAGCAAAGAAAUUGGCGGUGAUUUUUUGAGGUUAUAAAUUAUAUUGUUUGUUUAUAGUAUACAAAGUUAAUAAAAUGCUUGGAUAUUCUAAUGCCGGAAUUCCUGAUAAGUCCUGGCAACCACCGAUCGCGGUGCUUGAAACAUCCAUGGGCACGGUGACGGUUGAAAUGUAUUGGAGGCACGCUCCAAACACCUGCAGAAACUUUAUGGAGCUUGUCCGGCGAGGAUACUACAACAACACAAAGUUUCAUAGGAUCAUUCGGGACUUCAUGAUUCAAGGGGGCGACCCCACAGGCACGGGGAAAGGUGGCCAGUCAAUAUAUGGGCCUACAUUCGAAGACGAGAUAUCACCAGACUUGAAACACACUGGUGCUGGUGUAUUAUCUAUGGCUAACGCUGGACCCGACACAAAUGGAUCACAAUUCUUCAUCACUCUGGCACCUACGCAAUGGUUGGAUGGGAAACACUCUAUAUUUGGUCGCAUACAGACUGGAAUGGCUGUUGUCAAACGAAUAGGGCUUGUUGAGUGUGACAAGAAUGACACACCUGUUGAUGAUGUUCGAAUUGUCAGAGCGUAUAUACAGAAAUAAAUGUUUAAAGUUUAAAAAGUUAGAAUAAAUUCUUUGAAUGUUAAGAAAUAAGUCUGAUAUGUACACAUGUAAUAAUGUCUCAGAAAUUGAAAAUAAACUUGACUAUGAAGUUGCAAAAUACAAAUAAGUCCAUUUAAACGCAUUUGUAUUGUUUGUAUGAUUAUACCUCCUUAAAAUUCAAUAAAAACUUCAUUGCAACCAUGCAAUAAUAUCAGCAGAAGUUUUAGUAGUAGCAGAGCUCCUUAUAAAGUGUGUUUGUCUAAGGAAAUACUGCCAUCAUGUAGUUACGUAAUCAUUACUGCGUUCCAGUUUUGAUAAGGGUUCUGGUGAAAUCAAAGGAACAUGGGACUAGUCAACUUCGGGCUGGACCCAUUAUACCACUAAGAGCACCACUGAUGGUAUGGCGGGUAUUUUUGAAGUUGCUACUGUACUGUAA